Molecule: messenger RNA, 6272 nt
Organism: Cheilinus undulatus (humphead wrasse)
Lineage: Eukaryota; Metazoa; Chordata; Actinopteri; Labriformes; Labridae
Gene: fer
Product: fer (fps/fes related) tyrosine kinase
Exons: 20
Coding region: 341-2818 (825 amino acids)
Biological process (GO): cell adhesion; chemotaxis; Fc-epsilon receptor signaling pathway
Molecular function (GO): ATP binding; non-membrane spanning protein tyrosine kinase activity
Source: RefSeq, a predicted model, not a curated record
UGAUAGCUUCCUAGCCCCGUAGCCGGACGACAGAGGGGUCGUUUGCGGGAAAACCGAGCAGAAAACUCGGGGAAAAUGAUGGUUUGAGCCCCGGGGAGGACUGCGGAUGAGCGCGGGGACCGGACAGUGAGUCUGCCGCCAAAAGAAGCGCUUCAGGGCGGGAAAAAGGAGGAAAAAAGAGCCGAAGAGAAGCCGAAAAACACCGAAGCUGUCCCGAUCCUCCUCCUCCUCCGCCUGUCUUCAUCCGAGAAAAACUCCUAGAAAACCCGGGACCAUGAGACUGCUCCUCGCUCGCCCCUGGACCUAGCCUGUUUGAGAGCGAGUGAGAGAGUGAUCCAGGAUGGGGUUUGGUCGGGAUCUGAGGAAUUCCCAUGAGGGUUUGCUGAAGCUGCAGGACUGGGAGUUAAAGCUGCUGGAGACGGUGAAGCGCUUCAUGACUCUGAGGGUGAAGAGCGAUAAAGAGUACGCCGCCCUGCUGCUCAGCACGACUCAGCAAACGGAGAAACAGGAAGCAGCUGAUUACAUCAGCACCGUCAGUAAGUCUUGGUCUCAGGUGAUCCGUCAGACCGAGGCGUUGGGCCGAAUCAUGAGGAGUCACGCUGACGACCUGAACUCUGGUCCUCUCCAUCGUCUCGCCACACUGAUCAGAGACAAACAGCAGGUGAAGAAGAGCUACCAGAGUCUUCAUCAGCAGCUGGAGAGUCACAACCACAAGGUAACCAGGAGUGACCUGGACAAACUGAAGACAACGUACCGUCAGCUGAGCCGUGAGGCGAACAACGCCAAAGAGAAGUACAGAGACGCUCUGUCCAAAGGCCGGGAAGCAGAGCGAGCUCGGGAGCGUUACGACAAAGCCACGGCGAAACUUCAUAACCUCCAUAACCAGUAUGUAUUAGCGGUGUGCGGCGCUCGGACACAGCAGGACGAACACAGACGGCACGCCGCUCCAGCACUGCUAGACGCCCUCCAGAGAAUGCAGGAGGACAUGACGCUGGCCCUUAAAAGCAUCCUGGAGGAGUACUGUGAAAUCAGCAGCCUGCUGACGGAGGAGAUCGUGAAGGUUCAUCAGGAGAUCUCAGCAGCCGUGGAGCAGAUCGACCCUCUGGCUGAGUACCAGCACUUCAUUGACGCCUACAGGUCUCCGGAGACGCCAGAGGCAAGCGUGGAGUUCGACACGUCUUUGCUGGAGGAGACAGAAAAUCUGCCAGCCAAUGAGAUCCUCUGGAACACACUGACUGCUGAAAGUCUACAGGCCAUGUCGUCGUCAGCAACAGAAGAGCUGACGCUGACUCAGCAGAAUCUGCGGACGAAGGAGGCGUUGGCUGAAGACCUGGACGCCAAAAUCCAGUCUAGUCAGGAGAGCACGGAAAGGAAGAGCGACUGUGUCCUGCUGCUCAGCCAGAAACUCUCUCUCCUCGAGCUUCACCACGCCGUCCAAUCACUGCGCAGCUCUGAGGCUCGACUCGCCUCCCAGAAGGCCCUGCUAGACUCCAAGAUGGCCACAGCUGCCAGCCCGCCACCGCCACCUCCUCCCCCCGCCCUACCAUAUGAGGACGACGCCCGCUCUGUCGGCUCCACAGAUAAAUCCAAAGAGAAAGGCUCUCGGUUCGACACUCUGAGACACUCUCUAGCUGGGAUGAUCCGCUCUCCUAAAGCCAUGCUAGGCUCCUCCUCCUCACAGUUCUUUGAUGUCAUCCCGACGUCAGAGCGCCCCCUGGCGGAGCAGGAGUGGUACCACGGUGCCAUUCCUCGCACUGAAGCUCAGGAAUUACUACGGCAACAAGGAGACUUCCUAGUGAGAGAGAGUCACGGCAAGCCGGGCGAGUACGUCCUGUCCGUGUUCUCAGAUGAACAGCGACGCCAUUUUAUCAUCCAGUAUGCUGACAAUCAGUACCGGUUUGAGGGGACCGGCUUCUCCACCAUCCCUCAGCUCAUCGAGCAUCAUUUCUCCACCAAACACGUCAUCACUAAGAAGUCUGGGGUGGUGCUGCUCAACCCCGUUGUCAAGGAUAAGAAAUGGAUCCUGAACCAUGAGGACGUGACGCUGGGAGAGCUGCUUGGGAAGGGAAACUUUGGGGAGGUGUUCAAAGGGACACUGCAGCGAGACAAAACGCCGGUCGCUGUCAAAACAUGUAAAGAAGAUUUACCGCCAGAGCUCAAGAUUCGCUUCCUGUCUGAGGCCAGGAUCCUAAAGCAGUAUGACCAUCCAAACAUCGUAAAGCUGAUUGGUGUUUGUACUCAGAGACAGCCGAUCUACAUCGUCAUGGAGCUCGUUCCUGGUGGAGACUUCCUGUCAUUUCUGAGGAAGAAGAAAGACGAGUUAAAGACGAAGCAGCUUGUUCGUUUCUCUGUUGAUGCUGCUGCGGGAAUGGCAUACCUGGAGAGUAAGAACUGUAUCCACAGGGACCUGGCGGCCAGGAACUGUCUGGUUGGCGAGGGCAGCAUGUUGAAGAUCAGUGAUUUUGGGAUGAGCCGUCAGGAGGAUGAUGGCAUUUAUUCUUCAUCAGGACUCAAACAGAUCCCCAUCAAGUGGACCGCUCCAGAGGCUCUAAACUACGGUCGUUACAGCUCAGAGAGUGACGUGUGGAGUUACGGCAUCCUGCUGUGGGAGACCUUCAGUCUGGGGGUGUGUCCUUAUCCUGGGAUGACCAAUCAGCAGGCUCGAGAGCAGGUGGAGAAAGGCUACAGGAUGGCGUGUCCUCAGCGUUGCCCUGACGACGUGUACAAAGUGAUGCAGCGCUGCUGGCAGUAUAACCCUGAGGACCGCCCCAAGUUCAGCGAGCUGCAGAGAGACCUGGCUGCCAUCAAGAAGAAGUGAUGAUGUCAUCACUGACAUCAUCAUUGACAUCACUACCAUCAAGAAGUGGUGAUGUCAUCACUGACAUCGCUACCAUCAAGAGGAAGUGAUGACAUCAUCACUGAGAUCACACCAUCAAGAGGAAGUGAUGACAUCAUCACUGAGAUCACACCAUCAAGAGGAAGUGAUGACAUCAUCACUUGUCAUUAUCAGUUUAGCCCCACCCUCUUAACAGUGUCUGCCUCUGUGAUUGGUGGGCGUGGCCAGUGUAUGAGUUCUCUGAUUGGACAGGUGUUAGGAUCUCUGGAGGCCCCCAUGUCUGAGUCCCCGGGGUCAUUAAACCGUCCUGUGAGCGUUAUCUCUGGCAGAGAGGGGGCGCUGCUCAGCGUGACCUCAGUGUAGUCAUAGAGGCAAACAGGUGGUGAGGAGAGCUCAUGGUACCCCCAGUUUCCUCAUACAGCGGCGAUGCAGCACUCCGCAGCGCCACAGAUCUGCUCUGACUGAAGGCGAGUGACGUCGCCCACUGGAAACGUGUUUAGAGCACUGUGCUGCGGCGUGCAGCCCUGAUCAGCAGGCAGAGGUCACGCAUCAACAGCAGUUGAUUUGUCAUCUGUCCCAGCAUGAGUCUGAUGUCAGCACCUGUCCAUGGGUGGGAACAUUAGGAGGUUAAAGGUUAAAGGAUCUGUGGUGGUAUGUAACAUUCUUUGGCUAAAUGUCCUCAAAAGUGAACUUUUCCUCGUUAAGGGCGCCAUUGUAGCUCUGUGACCCACUGACCUCUCAGUGACCCUUUGCUCUCGCUGCAGGAUGAGACGUAAUGUUGAUAUAGAAAUGAUUUACUAUCAGGAGUCUGCGCACUGUUUUAUUUUGAAAGUACCAGAUACUCUACACUUGUGACUUCCUGUUUGGAGCUUUCUGGACUUGAUGCAGUCUGGCAGCAGCUGGUGCUGAAACUAGACCUGCAGCGUAUCCCAGUCUGGCACCAGUGGAGUGGCGGUCCAGAGACGACACUGGAGCGCGCUCAGUGGAGCUGCUCUGAUAAAUUAGAGAGGGAGCGGUUUGCUGGUGGGUCACGGCGCAGCGGCUGGAUGUGGAGGUUAUAGAGUCUGCAUGUGACUGGCUGUGACAACCAAUGGCAGGCCGGUCUGUCAUCACCACAUCCUUUGUUGAACAGAGCAUGUGCACAGACUUAGACACUGGAGGAGACAGCCUGAGAGACACAGAGAGGCCGUGACGUGUCCCUCUGAGUCUCUGCAGACAGGAAGUCCUUUAAUAAUGACUCCAGUUCACAGAAGAGCCGAGACACUCUGUUUAAAAAUGGGAACAUUUUUUCUUUUGUCCCAAAGAGGCGGGAGAACAAGUUUAAAACUUUAGUCAUGAAUGUUGAGUACGUUGAAAAUCUCUAAUUAGCCUGUAGCUUUGUUUUAGUCCUCACAGACCCUCAGCUCUGGUAGAGUCCAGUGACAGUCCUGCAGACCCCCUCAGCUCUGGUAGAGUCCAGUGACAGUCCUGCAGACCCCUUCAGCUCUGGUAGAGUCCAGUGACAGUCCUGCAGACCCCCUCAGCUCUGGUAGAGUCCAGUGACAGUCCUGCAGACCCCCUCAGCUCUGGUAGAGUCCAGUGACAGUCCUGCAGACCCCCUCAGCUCUGGUAGAGUCCAGUGACAGUCCUGCAGACCCCCUCAGCUCUGGUAGAGUCCAGUGACAGUCCUGCAGACCCCUUCAGCUCUGGUAGAGUCCAGUGACAGUCCUGCAGACCCCCUCAGCUCUGGUAGAGUCCAGUGACAGUCCUGCAGACCCCCUCAGGUUCUUAAAGCCCGGCUGUCCUGACCGUGGAGUGCAGGGCUGAUGUUUGAUGAGGACUAGAUGGUUAGAAAUGUGGGAGAGUUAAUGAGCGGAGCAUUUGAUUGGAUGUCGUCAGGGUAAUGGUCUCUCUGGCUGGGGUCAGUCUCACCAGUCUGGGUUUAAAAAGGAGAGUUUCUGUUUACAGUCAAAGAAACCCAGAGUUAAUCCACUCAGCGCCCUCUACGACUGUUUGCCUCUACGACUACGUUCUCUUUGACCCUGAGAGGAGCACUCGCGCUCCUCUUCACUGCCAGUGCCGUCACGUCCACACAAAGGUUUGAGGUCACUGAAGCCCUGUGAUGUCACACUACCCAGAGUGCAGUGUGACUAAAACAUUGGGGUGGCCUGGAGAGGUAAGUCUUUAUUUAAAGCCUUCUCUAGUGACAGACAUGUUAGACGGUGAUGGUCUGACCACGGAGCGUUUCUGUAAAACACUCAAACUUCAGACAUGAGAAAAAAAAAAAAACUUUAUUUGUGAACAUGGACAAAGACAAAGAUGAUGUCAUCAGGUCAGCACACACUGAGCAUGUCUGUAGCAAACACUACAUUCACAGUUAGCACCCCCAAGCUAAUGCUAGCCUCUGCUGACAGCAUCAGCUAAGCUAUCAUUUAGCUUCUGUUGAAGUGUAAUUUACACUACUGCUAGCUUAGCAUGGCUGUAGCUAGGUCGUUUAGCUUCUGUUAGCAUCUAAAUCACAAACCAUCACAUCAUGGCUGUCAGACAGGAAGUGAACAUAGAUGAGAAGGUUGAUGAAGCUAACAGGUUAGCAUCACUGCAGUGAUGGUUCUGACACUUUGAACUGUUAGCUUAGCAUUAGCUAAGCACAAGUGCUUCCUGAGAGAGAGAGACCAUGUGACCAUGGAUCCAAACUUUAUUAAAAGACGUGUAAAUAACAUUUUUUUUUAAUUAUUUAUUUUACUUUUUGGUUAAACACAAAAUAAGUGCCAAACUUUAUAGAGAAGCUAAGGCCACGCCCCCUUUACCAUGCCAACAGUAUAAACACUAGAAACGAACCAAUCAGCUGCCUUUUUUUACAUCUUUUAUUUUUAUUUAUUACGUUUUUACUUUUUUAUGUUUUCUUUCAACAUAAAAGCUCAUAAUCUGAAGAGACACUGACCUUUAUUUUGAAAAACAGCUGUCAAUCAUCACACAGACCACGCCCACACAAGCUCUUUUUUAUUUUCUGACCAAUCAGUGAAUUUAUUUGAAAUUUGUUUUUUUUUUAAGUCAUUCUAAGAUGUAAAAGAAUAAAAACAGGAAGUGAAAAUGUUUGUACAAUAAUUCAUUUUUAUUUUGUAAACAGAACCUUUGAUCUGAUUAGCACUUACUAACAGGCUGGUUGUCAUGGUGACCAACAAUGUCACUGACUCGUUAAUAUAAAUCUUUAUGAACUACAAACUGGUGUCAGCCCUGAUUGGUCAGCAUCACUUCCUGAACUGUGUGAGGGCGGAGCCUUCUUGAUGAUGUCACAGGUGUCUCCACAGCGCUGCCUACUGUCUGUAAAUAAACUCCAGAUGAUUUUAGCGUUUGUUUUUUACAGUCAACACUAAUCUGUCUUUGAUAUUUGUUUAAACUCUUUAUAAGAAGGUUAAUGUGUCAUUUAUUAAAGAAAUAAACCCUUUAUAUGAACAAA